Molecule: messenger RNA, 1758 nt
Organism: Trichosporon asahii var. asahii CBS 2479
Lineage: Eukaryota; Fungi; Basidiomycota; Tremellomycetes; Trichosporonales; Trichosporonaceae
Product: acetyl/propionyl CoA carboxylase, beta subunit
Exons: 3
Coding region: 1-1758 (585 amino acids)
Biological process (GO): L-leucine catabolic process
Cellular component (GO): mitochondrion; methylcrotonoyl-CoA carboxylase complex
Molecular function (GO): methylcrotonoyl-CoA carboxylase activity
Source: RefSeq, a predicted model, not a curated record
AUGAUGCUCCGCGCUCGUACUCGUGUGGCGCCCACCGUCGCCCGCGCCGGCAACCUCAACCUCGCGCGCACCCUCAUCGCCCAACCCCCGACGCUUCCCAACAACGCGCCCCCGUCUCCCCUCCCCACCAAGCUCAAGCCCAAUGACCCCGAGACCAAGGAGGCCAAGGCCAACAUGACCAACCUUGUCGAGAACCUCAAGGCUCUCCGCGCGAAGGCCCGGGAAGGAGGCGGCAAGAAGACGCUCGAGAAGUGGAAGGCCAAGGGCCAGGGCAAGCUCAGCGCCCGGGAACGUGUCCAGGCUCUCCUCGACCCCGACAGUGCCUUCCUCGAGCUCUCUCCCCUCGCUGCCCACGAGGUCUACCCCGAUGACCUUCCCGGAGCCGGUAUCAUCACCGGUAUCGGAACUGUUUCCGGAACGCGCUGCAUGAUUAUUGCCAACGACCCCACUGUCAAGGGUGGAGCUUACUAUCCUCUGACCGUUAAGAAGCACCUCCGCGCGCAGCAGGUUGCUCUUGAGAACCGCCUGCCGUGUGUCUACCUCGUCGAGUCUGGUGGUGCCGCUCUCCCCUACCAGUCGAACGUGUUCCCGGACCACGACCACUUCGGCCGCAUCUUCUACAACAUGGCCCGCAUGUCCGGUCUCGGUAUCCCCCAGAUCUCGGUUACGCAUGGUAUCUCGGUCGCCGGCGGUGCUUACAUGCCCGCCAUGUCCGAUGUCGUCAUCAUCGUCAAGAACCAGGGUCGUAUUUUCCUUGCCGGUCCCCCGCUCGUCAAGGCUGCCACUGGUGAGGUCGUUGACGACGAGACCCUCGGAGGUGGUGACAUGCACACUUCGGUCUCUGGUGUUGCCGACUACCUCGCGCAGAACGACGCCCACGCCAUCCGUCUCGCGCGUGAGGCCGUCCUCGACCUCGGCAAGGCGACUGUCCCCUCUGCCAAGGCUCCCCGCGAGACCCGCGAGCCUGCCUACCCUGCCGAGGAGCUCAACUCUAUUGUCCCCGCCGACUCUCGCAAGUCCUUCGACAUGAAGGAGGUCAUUGCUCGCAUCACCGACGGAUCCGAGUUCCGCGAGUUCAAGAAGGAGUACGGCAAGACCGUUAUCACCGGCUUCGCCGAGAUCCACGGCCACACUGUCGGCAUCGUCGCCAACAACGGUGUCCUGCUUUCGCCCUCUGCGCUCAAGGCGACCCACUUCAUCGAGCUGUGCAACCAGCGUGGCAUUCCCCUUGUCUUCCUCGUCAACGUUUCGGGCUACAUGGUCGGUCAGGCCGCCGAGCGUGGCGGUAUCGCGAAGGACGGCGCCAAGAUGGUCCGCGCCGUCGCCCGCGCCAAGGUGCCCAAGUUUACCGUCGUCGUGAACGGUUCGUACGGUGCGGGUAACUACGGAAUGUGUGGCCGUGCCUACUCGCCGCGAUUCCUCUUCAUGUGGCCCAACGCCAAGGUCUGUGUCAUGGGUCCCGACCAGCUGUCCAGCGUCAUGCAGACCGUCUCGGGCAACCGCAACGCCGCCGACGCCGAGAAGAAGUUCGCCGAGCUCCGCGCGCGUAUUGAGAAGGAGUCUGAGGCGCUCUACUCGACCGCCCGUCUCUGGGACGACGGCAUCAUCCAGCCCUCCGACACGCGUGACGUCCUCGGCCUCGCCCUCGAGGUCGCUGCCGACGAGAAGGCCAGCCGCCCUCAGGGCGGUAACGGAGGAAGCCGUGGCGAGAUCGGUGCCGACGGCGACUCGGGCGACUGGGGUGUGUUCCGCAUGUAA